Rhododendron vialii is the source of this 2237-nucleotide messenger RNA. Its product is annotated as protein disulfide isomerase-like 1-6. Gene Ontology annotation, molecular function: protein disulfide isomerase activity. Gene Ontology annotation, cellular component: endoplasmic reticulum. The transcript is spliced from 12 exons. Bases 268 to 1869 code for a protein of 533 amino acids. Gene Ontology annotation, biological process: protein folding; response to endoplasmic reticulum stress. The record is from RefSeq and is a predicted model, not a curated record. Lineage: Eukaryota; Viridiplantae; Streptophyta; Magnoliopsida; Ericales; Ericaceae.
UUAAUUACAACUCUUUCUAUGUGUGGAAUUCAGUCAACAUAAUAGGAAAGUAAAUUAAAGUAGAAAAACAGAACGUGCAGUGCAAUGGACAAUUUGGAAAGAAAAUUAGGAAACCUCUGCGUUCACGUCCAUACACAUUCCACACAAAAAUCUCCCCAAACAGUAUAAUUCAGCAAGAUUUUCCAUUGAAACCUUGAAAUACAGAUCCAGUUCCAAAGCAAAAACACAGAUCACCACAACCCACAAUCCAAAAAACUCCUCAUCACCAUGUACCCACCAAAACCCACUUCAAGAUUCAUCUUUCUCACUCUAACCCUAGUCCUACUUCUCACUCUUUCCUUCACCGUAACCUCCUCUGGAGCCACCAAUGUCGACAACGACGAUGAAGACGCAGAGGGUAUUGAAGAACUAUUAGCAUUAGAUGAAGAAGCAGAAGAUCAAGAAAACCCACAUGUGAAAUCACCAGAGGCGGAGGUCUUGAGCAAGGCUCAGAAAAUAGUCAUUGAGCUCAAUCAAGAUAGCACCAAGAGGGUGAUUGACGCAAAUGAGUUUGUUCUUGUUCUGGGUUAUGCUCCUUGGUGUCCUAGGAGUGCUGAACUAAUGCCGCAAUUCGCGGAAGCUGCGACGCAGUUGAAGGAGCUGGGGAGAGAUGUUGUGAUGGCCAAGAUUGAUGCUGAGAGGUAUCCGAAGGCGGCGUCCAAUCUUGGGAUCAAGGGGUAUCCCACUAUGCUUCUGUUUGUCAAUGGCAGUUCUCAAGCCUACACUGGUGGAUUUACCUCGCAAGAAAUCGUGAUCUGGGCAGGCAAGAAAACGGGUGAAUCUGUCAUUCGAGUUAAUUCAGAUAUUCAGGCGAAAGAGUUUCUUAAGAAACAUUCGAUGUUUGCUGUUGGGCUGUUUGAGAAAUUUGAGGGAUCAGAGUAUGAAGAAUUUAUAAAAGCAGCGACUUCUCACAAUGAAAUACAAUUUGUUGAAACUAGCGAGAUGGGUGUUGCCAAUAUUCUCUUCCCAAAUAUGAAACUUAGUUAUCCUUUUGUUGGUCUUGUUAAAAGUGAGCUUGAUAGAUACACGACAUUUGAAGGCACCUUGAAAAUGGAGGACAUAUUGCAGUUUCUGGACGUAUACAAGUUUCCAUUAGUCACUACAGUGACUGAACUGAAUUCAGUCAGAGUUUUUUCCACUCGUAUCAAAUUCCAGGUUUACAUCUUUGCAGAGGCUGAUGACUUGAAGAACAUUGUUGAACCACUUCAAAAUGUGGCAAGAAAGUUUAAACCAGAGGUACUGUUUCUUUACAUAGAUAUCAAAGACGACAACCUUGCAAAACCUUUCCUGACUUUAUUGGGACGUGAAGAAGCAGAGGAAACUGUCGUAGCUGCUUUUGAUAACAAAAUCAGCUCAAAGUAUCUGUUAGAGUCAGACCCAACACCAAGCAAAAUAGAAGAGUUCUGCUCGGGGGUUCUGCAUGGUACUCUAGCACCAUUCUACAAGUCACAGCCAAUACCAGAUAAUACAGAGGGUAGCAUUCAGACCAUUGUGGGCAAGACAUUUGAUGAGUUAAUUCUGAGCAGUCCGCAGAACACUUUUCUCGAGGUACACACACCGCGGUGUAUCACCUGUGAAGCCACAAGCAAGAAGGUAGAGAAGCUAGCAAAGCAUUUUAAAGGAUUGGAUGAUCUGACAUUUGCAAGGAUAGAUGCUUAUGCAAACGAACACCCAAAACUGCAGGUAAAUGACUACCCAACGCUUCUGUUCUAUCCAGCCCAUGACAAAUCCAAUCCGAUAAAACUUCCUACGAAAUCAAGCUUGAAGGACUUGGCAACACUUAUCAACAAAAAUCUGAAAACGGAUCAUGAAACGAAAGAUGAACUAUAGAAAAUGGAGCGAUAGAUUCUCUUCGGAAAGAAGAAACGAAGAUGGAAGUAAGUUGAGGUCUAUAAUUAUAUUAAUAGAAAUCAUCAAAAUAUUACAAGCGCUUACGAUAUUUGAAACAUGAUUAAUUAAAUUUAGAUCACAGUUUUUUAAGCAGUGACAGAAACAAUCACUAGAAAGGCCCUUGACACUGGGAAAUUUCUUUAGAUCAUUUGCUGCUGCACCCUGGAAUUUACGGUACUUCCCAUAUUUAGGAGUUUGGAAUUUUGUAUGGGUAUUGUGUAAAAUAGUGGUAUACUAUUGAACUAUCUAAAUUGUGUGAUCUUUAUAAUGAAAAUAUGGAAAAAAAUAUAGCAUGGUUCACCCAAAAA